Molecule: messenger RNA, 537 nt
Organism: Pipistrellus nathusii (Nathusius's pipistrelle)
Lineage: Eukaryota; Metazoa; Chordata; Mammalia; Chiroptera; Vespertilionidae
Source: the annotation of a GenBank genome assembly
AUGCCCAGCUCAGCACUGCUCUGUUGCCUGAUCUUCCUGGCUGGGAUGGGGGCCGGGCCAGCCCAGGGCACGCCAUCUGAGAACAGCUGCAGCCACUUCUCCACCAGCCUGCCCCACAUGCUUCGAGAGCUCCGAGCUGCCUUCAGCAGGGUGAAGACUUUCUUUCAAACGAAGGACCAGCUGGACAACAUUCUGUUGAACGAGUCGUUGCUGGAGGACUUCAAGGGUUACCUGGGUUGCCAAGCCUUGUCGGAGAUGAUCCAGUUUUACCUGGAAGAGGUGAUGCCCCAGGCCGAGAGCCAGGGCCCCGACACCAAGGAGCCCGUGAACUCGCUGGGGGAGAAGCUGAAGACGCUGAGGCUGCAGCUGCGGCGCUGUCACCGCUUUCUGCCCUGUGAGAACAAGAGCAAAGUAGUGGAGCAGGUGAAGAGCACCUUCAGUAAGCUCCAGGAGAGAGGGGUCUACAAAGCCAUGAGUGAGUUUGACAUCUUCAUCAACUACAUCGAGGUCUACAUGACAUUGAAGAUGAAGAACUGA